Lottia gigantea (owl limpet) is the source of this 342-nucleotide messenger RNA. RefSeq lists its product as hypothetical. NCBI's taxonomy places the organism in Eukaryota, Metazoa, Mollusca, Gastropoda, Lottiidae. The transcript is spliced from 2 exons. The coding region runs from base 1 to 342 and encodes 113 amino acids. The record is from RefSeq and is a predicted model, not a curated record.
AUGCCCAGUUUCAAUAAUAACCAUAUUUUAUGGAUUUAUCGAAUUAUACAGGGAUUCUGUCGUAUGGUUAUGACACCAGGUUUUAGUCCUGCAGAAUUACUAUUCGGCAGAAAAUUAAGAACUCAAGUUCCUGUUUCUCCUAGAGAAUUGAUUCCUAAUUGGUCACAUUUAAGUUUAGUGAGGGAAAGAGAGGAGAUAUAUAGAGCGAAAACUAAGUGUAAUUUUGAUAAACGUCAUAAGGUUAAUCGUUUAAAAGAUUUAGAACCUGAACAAAAUGUUUUUAUUAGAGACAGUAAAUCUCAUGGAACCAUAGUUAAGAAACAUAGAUCACCUAGAUCUUAA